AUGGCGGAGAAGGGCCUCCUUCAGGGUGAUGAAGUCAAGCCAGCUUCCCAGAUGCUGACCGCCGAGGAGCCCACGGAGCCCGCAGAGACCGGCUGCCCGGAGGAGGGUGGUGGGCCUGGGGCCGACCCCGAGGACAUAGCCGCGCUCUCCGGGGAGGACGGCCAGGCUGAGCAGAUGUUGCGGCUGCAGCAGCAGGUGGCCCGGCUGCACGAGGCGUUCAGGAGCCAGGAGUCCCGGUGGGCCGCGGCUCAGCGCCAACUCCAGAGCCAGAUAGACGCUCUCUCGCGACAGAACCAGGAGCUCCGGGAUGGACUGAAGGCCCUGGGGCUGCCGCUGCCGGGAGCCAGGGAGGCAGACGCAGCCGCCCUGGGCACCGGAAGGAAGCCGGACGCUCUGGUGUCACGAUCUGCUUUUGGGAGAAUGUUACCACUGUCAACCGAUGAAGAAACAUUAGUGAAACACGCAGGACGCAGAAGUCAUAGUGCCACUGUCUUAGGACAAGGACCGUCAUCUAAACAUCUCCCUUCUUCCCAG
Molecule: messenger RNA, 534 nt
Organism: Neomonachus schauinslandi (Hawaiian monk seal)
Lineage: Eukaryota; Metazoa; Chordata; Mammalia; Carnivora; Phocidae
Gene: TCP10L
Product: t-complex 10 like
Exons: 4
Biological process (GO): cilium assembly; centriole elongation
Cellular component (GO): nucleus; centriole; centrosome
Molecular function (GO): tubulin binding
Source: RefSeq, a predicted model, not a curated record